AUGAAGUACUGGUUAUAUAUACUUUCUUGCUGCUCCUUGGUGGCCAGUACAAUGGAAUCCAGUUCGGAUUGGGACUUGGCGGAAGCUCUGGCUCAAGUGGUGGCCAACUCGGAAAUGGGUCGCUUCAAGACCUUGUACAUAUACACCCACACAAAUUCCCAGUCAACUGGUGGCCAUUUGGAGGAGCUGCUUGACCAGGUGCUGAUGAUUGUGCCUAACAAUUUGCAGGCACGUAGGCUCUUGCUCCAGCAGUCCAUGGAGUAUAAACCAUAUGUCCAUGCUGUCUUGGCUCUGGUCGAUGGUCUUCCGUCUCUUUCGGCGAUCUACGCUCGGAUUCGAGCCACCCAGGAUUUGUCGCACACACUGAUAUACAUGUCCAUGCCCACGGAUGCAUAUGGUGAGGAGAUGCAGGCGACCCUUCGAUUUCUGUGGCGACUAAGUGUACUGAACGUGGGCGUAGUGCUGCGUCCACCUGGCGAUCAUAUCCUCAUGGUCAGUUACUUUCCAUUCAGUGCGUUACACGGCUGCCAGGUAAUCUCGGCCAAUGUAGUAAAUCGCUACCAAGUGGGCACAAAACGUUGGGCUAGCCAAGAUUAUUUUCCUAGCAAGUUGGGGAAUUUCUAUGGCUGUCUUUUGACCUGCGCCACUUGGGAGGAUAUGCCCUAUUUGGUUUGGCGUCCCGAUGGCAGUGGCAGCUUUGUGGGCAUCGAGGGUGCUCUGCUUCAGUUCAUGGCUGAAAAUCUAAAUUUCACUGUGGGUCUCUAUUGGAUGAACAAGGAGGAGGUGCUGGCCACUUUCGAUGAGUCGGGCAGAAUUUUCGAUGAGAUCUUUGGCCAUCAUGCCGACUUCUCCCUAGGUGGAUUCCACUUCAAACCCAGCGCUGGCAGUGAGAUUCCCUACUCCCAGUCCACCUACUACUUCAUGAGCCACAUCAUGCUGGUGACCAAUCUGCAGAGUGCCUACUCCGCCUACGAGAAGCUGUCCUUUCCCUUUACUCCGCUUCUGUGGAGAGCCAUUGGCUUGGUCCUGAUCCUGGCCUGCCUGCUCCUCAUGCUGCUGGUGCGCUGGCGACAUCACCACGAAUUGCCAAGGAAUCCUUACUACGAGCUUUUGGUCCUAACAAUGGGUGGAAAUCUGGAGGACCGAUGGGUGCCACAAAGGUUUCCCAGUAGAUUGGUAUUGCUCACUUGGCUGUUUGCCACCUUGGUCCUUAGGAGUGGCUACCAGUCGGGAAUGUAUCAGCUGCUAAGGCAGGAUACCCAAAGGAAUCCACCGCAAACUAUUUCGGAGGUGCUGGCCCAGCAUUUCACCAUUCAGUUGGCUGAGGUCAACGAGGCAAGAAUCCUGGCCAGUUUGCCGGAAUUGAGGCCCGAGCAAUUGGUUUAUCUGGAGGGCAGUGAGUUGCAAUCCUUUCCGGCUCUGGCCCAGCAAAGUGGCUCAUCAGCCCGGGUGGCCAUUCUUACGCCGUACGAGUACUUCGGUUACUUUAGGAAAGUGCAUCCAAUGAGCAGGAGAUUGCAUUUGGUUCGGGAACGCAUCUACACCCAGCAGUUGGCCUUCUAUGUAAGGCGUCAUUCGCAUUUGGUUGGUGUGCUAAACAAGCAGAUUCAACAUGCCCAUACCCAUGGAUUUUUGGAGCACUGGACGCGGCAGUAUGUCAGUGCCGUUGAUGAGAAGGACGAGAGUGUGGCCAGGAUAGCCUCCACAUCUUAUAGCACCCUCGAUGGCAUCGAUGGCGACCCGAGUCUAUCGGAGUCGGAGGAGGACCAGCAGGUGGCUCCCGUUCGACAAAAUGUACUCUCAAUGCGGGAACUGGCUGCUCUCUUUUGGCUAAUCCUCUGGGCGAAUCUUGGAGCGGUGGUUGUCUUCGUUCUGGAAUUGCUGUUACCCAGAAUAAAACUUAGGAAAAUAUUAAGGAAAAUGAAAAGUGACAUAAAAAAGCAAAUUUCUAAGUUGGUUAGAAAAUAG
This is a messenger RNA of Drosophila melanogaster (fruit fly), 1968 nucleotides long. It is a transcript of the gene Ir7b, whose product is annotated as ionotropic receptor 7b. The transcript has 2 exons. The coding region runs from base 1 to 1968 and encodes 655 amino acids. Gene Ontology annotation, cellular component: plasma membrane. The record is from RefSeq and is marked reviewed. Gene Ontology annotation, biological process: monoatomic ion transmembrane transport; detection of chemical stimulus involved in sensory perception. Lineage: Eukaryota; Metazoa; Arthropoda; Insecta; Diptera; Drosophilidae.